Messenger RNA from Gossypium raimondii (Peruvian cotton), 3084 nucleotides. Its product is annotated as copper-transporting ATPase PAA2, chloroplastic. The transcript is spliced from 18 exons. Gene Ontology annotation, molecular function: copper ion binding; ATP binding; P-type divalent copper transporter activity. The record is from RefSeq and is a predicted model, not a curated record. Bases 100 to 2796 code for a protein of 898 amino acids. Lineage: Eukaryota; Viridiplantae; Streptophyta; Magnoliopsida; Malvales; Malvaceae. Gene Ontology annotation, cellular component: membrane. Gene Ontology annotation, biological process: monoatomic cation transport; copper ion homeostasis.
ACUUUCAACAAGGAUCAACAUCAUUGUCUUCAAAUCUUUCUUAGUGCAUUUCUUUGGUCAUCUUUUUUUUUUUUUUUUAAAUCCUUAUGCUAACAAACAAUGGCAAUGGCGGGGGAUCUGUUAAGACUCUCUGUAUUAAAUCGGCCAAAGCUCUCUUUCAGUAAUGGCGCGAAACUCAAAGCUGACCGCUUUGGCUUGCUAAAACGAUGCCCUCGCGGUCGUUUCCAUUGUCGGCCUCGGUCAACUCCUGGAUUCGUCUUGUUCAGUUCACUGGAGACUAGAUUAGAGUCGGAGGAAUCGUCUAUACAGCCGGUAGGACAGAAGCUUAAAGAUCCGUCGGUUCUCCUCGAUGUCAACGGGAUGAUGUGCGGCGGAUGCGUGUCCCGAGUCAAAUCGGUUAUCUCUUCCGACGAGCGAGUCGAAUCAGUAGUAGUCAACUUGUUGACCGAGACGGCGGCGAUCAAGUUGAAGCGGGAGGUGAUGGAGAGGGAAACCGUGGAGAGUGUUGCGGAGAGUAUAGCUCAGAGGGUGAGCGAGUGCGGGUUCAUGGCUAAGAGGAGGGUUUCGGGGAUUGGAAUCGCGGAGAACAUGAGGAAGUGGAAGGAAAUGUUGAAGAAGAAAGAGGAAUUGUUGGUGAAGAGUAGGAAUCGAGUGGCUUUUGCUUGGACUUUGGUGGCGCUUUGUUGUGGAGCUCAUGCUUCACAUAUUUUGCACUCCCUAGGGAUUCAUUUCGGCCAUGGAUCGUUUCUGGAGGUCCUUCAUAAUUCUUAUGUCAAAGGAGGAUUGGCUUUAACGGCUUUGUUGGGUCCAGGAAGAGAUUUGCUAGUUGAUGGAUUAUUGGCAUUCAAGAAAGGAUCUCCCAAUAUGAAUUCUCUUGUGGGUUUUGGAUCAAUUGCUGCAUUUAUCAUUAGUGCAGUCUCACUUCUUAACCCUGGGCUUGAAUGGGAUGCUUCAUUCUUUGAUGAGCCGGUCAUGCUUCUUGGUUUUGUGCUCCUGGGACGUUCGUUGGAAGAAAAAGCAAGGAUUAGGGCAUCCAGCGACAUGAAUGAACUUUUAUCAUUGAUAUCCACUCGGUCAAGACUUGUAAUUACUUCAUCAGACACUGAUUCCUCUGCUGAUUCUGUACUUAGCUCUGAUGCUAUUUGCAUUGAGGUCCCCUCAGAUGAUAUUCGAGUUGGAGAUUCGGUAUUAGUUUUGCCUGGAGAAACAAUUCCUGUAGAUGGGAAAGUUCUUACAGGAAGAAGUGUGGUUGAUGAAUCCAUGCUGACGGGAGAAUCACUUCCAGUAUUCAAGGAAAAGGGUCUUACGGUCUCUGCUGGAACUAUAAAUUGGGAUGGCCCUUUAAGAAUAGGAGCAACUUCCACAGGCUCCAACUCAACUAUUGCUAAGAUCGUACGCAUGGUUGAAGAUGCUCAAGGACAAGAAGCACCUGUACAGAGGCUUGCAGAUGCGAUAGCCGGGCCAUUUGUAUACAGCAUAAUGACUCUGUCAGCUGCAACGUUUGCUUUCUGGUAUUAUGCUGGGUCGCACAUAUUUCCAGAUGUUUUGCUCAAUGAUAUUGCUGGCCCUGAUGGAGAUCCAUUGCUUUUGAGUUUGAAACUUGCAGUGGAUGUCUUAGUAGUUUCCUGCCCUUGUGCUCUGGGUCUUGCCACACCAACAGCAAUCCUUGUUGGCACCUCUCUUGGAGCAAGACAAGGACUGCUUAUAAGAGGUGGGGAUGUUCUGGAACGCUUGGCCAAUGUAGACCGUAUUGCUUUUGACAAAACUGGGACUCUCACUGAAGGAAAACCAACUGUCUCAUCAGUUUCUUCCUUUACUUAUGAUGAAUCAGAAAUUCUUCAAAUUGCUGCAGCAGUGGAGAGAACAGCAAUACAUCCGAUUGCUCAGGCUAUUGUAAAGAAGGCAGAGUUGUUGAAUUUGGUACUCCCAGAAACUAGAGGACAACUAGUUGAACCAGGUUUUGGAACCUUAGCUGAAGUAAAUGGACGUUUGGUUGCUGUCGGUAAAUUAGAAUGGGUUAAUGAACGCUUCCAGAUAAAAGCAAGUCCAUCUGAUUUGAUGGCUUUAGAACAUGCUGUAAUGCGUCAGUCAUCAUCACCAUCAAACUAUUCAAAAACAGCUAUCUAUGUUGGACGUGAAGGAGAAGGCGUAAUAGGUGCUAUAGGAAUGUCUGACAGUCUGCGGUUUGAUGCCGAGUCUACCGUGAGCAGGCUUCAGCGGAAAGGUAUCAAAACAAUCCUUAUUUCAGGAGACAGGGAAGAGGCAGUUGCAACUAUUGCGAAGACAGUUGGAAUAGAACAUGAAUUUGUUAAUGCAUCCUUGACACCUCAGCAGAAAUCAAGGGUUAUAUCUACUCUUCAAACUGCAGGACAUCACAUUGCCAUGGUAGGGGAUGGCAUUAAUGAUGCACCAUCCUUGGCCCUUGCGGAUGUGGGGAUUGCUCUACAGACUGAAGCACAAGAAACUGCAGCCUCGGAUGCAGCAUCUAUUAUACUUCUUGGCAACAGACUCUCACAGGUAGUAGAUGCACUGGAUCUUGCACAGGCAACAAUGGCAAAAGUGUACCAAAAUUUAUCUUGGGCAGUAGCGUAUAAUAUUGUUGCCAUCCCCAUUGCUGCUGGUGUUUUACUUCCCCAAUACGAUCUUGCUAUGACACCCUCAUUUUCUGGUGGGUUAAUGGCCUUGAGCUCAAUAUUUGUUGUAACCAAUUCCUUGCUUUUACGGCUCCAUGGGUCUGAGAAGAGCUGGAAGAAUAGUAUUGCGAAAAUUUCACAAAUGCCUGCCGGUCCAGGUUAACAAAGUAAUUCAUUCCAAUGUGCAAGUAUCCUGAGAUGCUUCCUGGAGCCCUCAGGUGCAUUGCCUCUAAGAACACUGCUUUUUGAUAGAUCAACUUGUAAGUAGGUUAUUGAGUACAUACUAAAGGUGAUUUCGAACGGUUAAUCAAGGUGUAUCGCGUUAUGAAUAGUGGCUGUUUUUGUUAUUCAUUUUAUCUUUCUUAUUAUCUUCAGCUGGCUUUUGUAUUUCAAAUAAACAUUUAUGUUGAAGUAUCUAUUAUUUAAGCUCCUGAUUAAAUUUUUGUCACAA